Messenger RNA from Clupea harengus (Atlantic herring), 2915 nucleotides. RefSeq names its product NK6 homeobox 3 (gene nkx6-3). Gene Ontology annotation, molecular function: DNA-binding transcription factor activity, RNA polymerase II-specific; RNA polymerase II cis-regulatory region sequence-specific DNA binding. The record is from RefSeq and is a predicted model, not a curated record. Gene Ontology annotation, biological process: regulation of transcription by RNA polymerase II; cell differentiation. Gene Ontology annotation, cellular component: nucleus. Lineage: Eukaryota; Metazoa; Chordata; Actinopteri; Clupeiformes; Clupeidae.
GGAGUCCAGACCUCCAAGGACUGGAGGAUGCAGUACGCUCAGCCUGUGUUUGGGACAGAAGGGUUCUUGAGUUCCUGCUGGCAUCACAGCUCAACUCUCGAGUCUACCCUGCAUGUUCAACUCCAUCUUUACUGUAGCGUAAUUACAUUACAAUCACAUACAGUAUAAUACACCAAAUUGCCAGCAUUCGUUUUCAUGAAAAAAAUACAUUGAUUAAAAUAUGAAAAAAAUAUAUAUAUGUUUGUGUGCCUCUAAAAAGGCCAAUGGCGGGAAAUAAUUGUCGGCAUUGGUAGUUCUGGUGAGAGUAGUUUGUGUUUGCUGAGUGCAAAAUGUACAGUUAUUGUUCCUGUGCUGCCAUACUUUGUGUGAGAUGUAUUCUGGGAUAUCUGAUUAUCCAAGUCCACACAAAUCACCUGCUGAUGCAUCCUUGAUAAAACCAGAGACUGUUCAGUACAGAGGAUCUUUGGUAAAACUCACAAAUUGAGACCACUUCCGGGUAUUUGAUCAGUGCUUGGCUAGAUGCAAACUCUUGAAUUGGAAUAGUUCUUGGGCUGUGAUUGAUGACACUUCACAAGUGGAGUCCAUGGAAACGUAAGUACAGAGAAGAAUGCAUUUGGAGAAACGCCCAUACACUCACCUCACCUCAUGAGUUCAAAUCAUAUGACAGCACAAACACCAACGACGUGGGACAGGUGACGUCACAGAGCAGCCACCCACUGGAGAAGAAGAGGGAGGAAACAAGUCAACGCCAUGCACCAUCAUCAUCAUCAAUCAUCAUCAUCAAUCAAUCAUCGUCAUCAAUCAUUAACAGAAUCACUACAUUAUCACCGGCCCCAAUUCACAAGGUCACAAAACCACUUGAGCUUUAUGGACGUAGAUCUUUACCAUAUUAACACUAAUAUAUUAAGUGUAUUGUCAUUACAGUAGUAACGCUAGGCCAGCUGGUUAGAGGUGUGUAAUAUGUGAGAUAAGGUGUGGCUGUUCAACAAUGAGACUGAUGCUGUGAUUCAUUUGUGAGACACAAGUACAUAUGUACUCGUAUGUACUCGUAAUAGCAGUCUCGUUAUUUAACUGAGGUGUUCACUGACAUGGCGGAACACCUCCUCUGGCCUUAAUUCAUGAAAACAGCAGAGUCCAUUAAGGAUUCUCUCUUUACUUCUCUGUCCUAUUCUAUUAUUUUAUUCCCCCCCCCCCUCUCUCUCCCUUUCUCUCCCUCCUUCAGGUUGUCUUCCGCUCUAUGAUUCUUGCUCUUUUUCUUUUUCCUUUUCCUUUUCCGAUUCUCUCUCUCUCCCUCUCCCACUCCCUUUCCCUUUCUCUGUUUCUCUCUCCCCCUCUCUCCUCCUCUCCCUCUCCCUCUCCCUCUCUCUGCAUCGCCUCUUAAUGCUUCACUGAACAGCAGUCCUGCUGCAGCCAGACCAUCAAAAAGCAACUUAUUCCCUCUCUACCUUUUCAAAAAACUAUUAAUCUGCCACUGUCCAAUAAAAGGAACAGCCGCCACCUGCCAGCCAAUGAGAUUGCGGCGGAGCCACACUCUGCCGGCCAAUCGGCGCAGACAUUCUAAUGUGGCCCAUCUUUAUCUCGAAGGUGUCACCUCAACUUGAGCCGAUUCUUAUUUAUGACCCUCGGACUGGGAGCCAGCCAGCAGGCAUCCGUCUCCGCGAGCGGCAGAAGGGGCUGUGUCAAAGGUGCCUCAAACCUCCAGUGUUGACUGAGGGAGUUCCCCCCAGCAUGGCCCAGAGCAGGUGAGACAUUCACGCAGACUCCAUCUCCACCUGCACCACCGCCGCCCGCGUGCUGAUCUCAGGCCUGGCAGAGCGCCCCUUGAGAAGCCCGCAACCCCCUGGUACCAGACCCAAGGCAGGAGUGCACUUAUACGGGACUAACGGGGCCUUGAUCUGAGAGCAAAGUCUACUGAGGGAUUAGUUCAUAGAGAGUACUCACAGUGGCACAUUCACAUCAAACUAAAGGAAGAGGUGAUUUUUUUGAAAGAAGAGUUUAUUAUUUUUGGAGUCUGAUUUUUUUUCUUCCUGAAGCGAGCCCGUGCCGCCUGUCAAUCUGGAGUCGGAGGAGUCUCUGUCCAUGGACCCGGGGUCUUUCCUCUUCAACGGCGGCCUCGGCCAGUUCUCCUCGGACAUCAAGGGGCCCGUGUGCCAGUACUCGGUGCCCAACUCCUUCUACAAGCUCAACCCGGGGUUGAGCGCGCAGCUGGCCGCUGGCACCCCGCAUGGCAUCAGCGACAUCCUCAGCCGCUCCAUGAUGGGGGCCCCCGGUGCCCCCCUGCUCUCGGGCUACCCCACAAUGGGGGGGUUCGGAGCCACCAUGUCUGCCCCGGGCAUGUACUACAACAGGGACUACAACCCCGCGCUGGGCAGCUUUUCCAAGGCCCCUGAGUGCGCGGGGAUGAAGGGCCGCUCUGGGACCUGCUGGACAGACUCGCCGUACGAGUGCAGAGGAGGCAGACAGCCCUGCAGCAACAACGGCGGGCACAUGGUGGACGCAGGGGGCAGGAAGAAACACACUCGGCCCACCUUCAGCGGGCAUCAGAUCUUCGCUCUGGAGAAGACCUUCGAGCAGACCAAGUACCUGGCAGGACCUGAGAGAGCCAGACUGGCAUACUCACUGGGUAUGACUGAGUCACAAGUGAAGGUGUGGUUCCAGAACCGGCGCACUAAGUGGCGGAAGAAGACGGCGUCCGAGCCCACCUCCACCCAGGCGGCGGGGGGCGACGGAGCGGGGGACGCGUCGGAGAACGAGGUGGAGGACGAGGAGUACAACAAGCCCCUGGACCCCGACUCGGACGACGAGAAGAUCCGACUGCUACUGCGCAAACACCGCCGUGCUUUCUCUGUGCUCAGACUGGGCCCUCAUGUCUGAGACUGACACCCACACACACACACAUACACACACAUGCACAC